UUUUUUUUCCAUCAGCCAGUUUCAGGUUUUGAUUCUUACCAUGGCUAUUACACAGUUUCGGUUAUUUAAAGUUUGUACUUGCCUAGCAACAGUAUUCUCAUUCCUAAAGAGAUUAAUAUGCAGAUCUGGCAGAGGACGGAAAUUAAGUGGAGACCAGAUAACUUUGCCAACUACAGUUGAUUAUUCAUCAGUUCCUAAACAGGCAGAUGUUGAAGAGUGGACCUCCUGGGAUGAAGAUGCACCCACAAGCGUAAAGAUUGAAGGAGGGAAUGGGAACGUGGCAGCACAACAAAAUGCUUUAGAACAACUAGAACCCGACUAUUUUAAGGACAUGACACCAACUAUAAGGAAAACCCAGAAAAUCAUUAUUAAGAAGAGAGAACCAUUAAAUUUUGGCAUCCCAGAUGGUAGCACUGGUUUCUCUAGUAGAUUAGCAGCUACACAAGAUAUGCCUUUUAUUCAUCAAUCUCCUGAAUUAGGUGACUUGGAUACCUGGCAGGAAAAUACCAACGCAUGGGAAGAAGAAGAAGAUGCUGCCUGGCAGGCCGAGGAAGUUCUGAGGCAGCAGAAGAUAGCAGACAGAGAAAAGAGAGCAGCAGAGCAGCAAAGGAAGAAGAUGGAAAAGGAAGCACAGCGGCUAAUGAAGAAGGAACAGAACAAAAUUGGUGUGAAACUGUCAUAACAAGUGUUCUUCACAUGUCAUAGUGCCAGUGCGAGAAAUGCCGGCUCCACCAGCCAAGCAACGUUUGUGUGGGUCUAAGAGUAUUUUCAGAGUACACAUAUGCUGCUUGACUUUAAUGCAUUCACCAGGCCACCCAGGGCACCAGGAUGCUCUCAAAGUCCCUUGAACUCUUAGCGAUUGAGACGCAAAAGAAGAAAAAAGACUUAUGAGACAAUAUUUUCUUCAUUGUGCUCCAACUGUAAGACAAUUGUUUGCUGUAGAGAAAUUAUUACAAAUGGAAUAUAUCAGUACCUCUUCAGGCUAGUGUUGCUAGCUGAAUAAAUGGGUAUAAAUAAUUUUAUGGUGGGAAAGGACUCUGCUGUCUAUAAUGCUUUCCUUCAAUGUGCAUAAUGAUAAAAUAAAUACUUUUAAAUAUUCUUUUGUUUCCAUGAUUCCCUGACCUAAAUCAGACAAAAUUGCAGGGCUUUAGCUGCUUUUUUUCUGUUGUCAGGAGCUGGUGUUGGCAUACAUUUCCUCUAAUUUGAAAUGACAUUGUUUAUGUUUGAUACAACGUUAAGGAUUUUGGCUUUCAAGAAAAUGACAUUAAAUGCAAUAAUUUUAUUUAUCAUAACCAUUUUGUACAUCAUUGUUUUCUUUUAGAAGGUGUAAUGUUAUACAUAUUUGUAAUUUAUAUUGCAUGUAUAAACAUAUUGAAAGUCAGCUAAAAUGGCAAAUUUAUUUUACAUUAUUAUAACUCAUGAGUUUUAAAAACUAGUAUUAGUAAUUUUUCCCCUUCCUUGUAGGUUUUAAGAUGUUAUGGUAUCUUUAAGUACCUUAGUUCCUUUCCUACAAAAGCCAUUAAUUUACAAAUGCAUAAAGCCUUCAGUUCUACUAUUUCAAAGCUUUUAGAUGAUUUCUAUAUCAGUUUUAUAUAUCCAGCAUAAUGCAGGUUACCUAUGUUGUUGGCUAAGAUAAAUUACUGAUUCAUUAAAUUAGAAACCAAGAUAGAGAAAUAAUACUUUUAUUUUUAAAUGUUGACUAGCUCCACAAUAGUUUUAAGGAAAUAGAUACAUACUGUGUUCAUAGGGAAAAAAUGUAGAUUUGAUAGUUUAUAAUCUCAUUAAUUUUGUCUCCACAAUUAAAAUAUAUCCAGCCUGACUUUCUAUGGCUUUAGAAUUCUUUAAGAUUUUACUUUCUUCAAAGUUGUUGCCCAGAAUUAACAUUUUGUGGGGUUCUUAAAUGUCAUAGAUAUUCUACAGCCCAAAUACCAUGAAUUUAUUUGAAUUAAAGUGAUAUCUCAGUAAAAUCACAAACUAUACAAUGAGUUCCCUAAGUCCUUAGCCU
Molecule: messenger RNA, 2005 nt
Organism: Vicugna pacos (alpaca)
Lineage: Eukaryota; Metazoa; Chordata; Mammalia; Artiodactyla; Camelidae
Gene: EBAG9
Product: estrogen receptor binding site associated antigen 9
Cellular component (GO): secretory granule
Source: RefSeq, a predicted model, not a curated record